Camarhynchus parvulus is the source of this 11646-nucleotide messenger RNA. RefSeq lists its product as uncharacterized. The transcript is spliced from 8 exons. The record is from RefSeq and is a predicted model, not a curated record. Lineage: Eukaryota; Metazoa; Chordata; Aves; Passeriformes; Thraupidae. Gene Ontology annotation, molecular function: S-adenosylmethionine-dependent methyltransferase activity. Bases 9480 to 10340 code for a protein of 286 amino acids.
CCUGCAUCGGCCCCGCCGGCGGGUCGGGCCCGGGGCGCCGUGCGGCAGCCAGGGCCGGGGAAGGGGGGAGCGGACCCUGGGCGAGGGGCAGCGUGCCUGGACCGGGGCACCGCCCCCUUCCGGAGGCACGCGGCUCGCUGGGUACCGGCUGGUACCGGCCCGGCGGCUCAGCCGCAGCAGAAUGCGGCCGGUGCCGCCCGCACUGCCGGGCUUCCAUCGGGGGCUGCCGUGCCGUGCCGUGCAGUGCCGUGCCGUUGCACGGUCCGUGGCAGGGGCCGGCGGUGUGGCGGCGCGGGCGCGGCCGGCAGCGGGGCAGGACGGGCUGCAGGGUGACCCUCAAAGCCCGCGGCGCACCGGGCGUGCGGAGCCAGCCUGCGCCUGCUCCUGCCGCGCCGAGGCGGCUCUGCGUCUUAGGCUCGUCUUGUGCAGCUUCACGCGUGUACACGGCAGCCUUUCAGGAGUUUGGAAAUAGCGGUUUGAGCUCAUUUACAAACGCUGCUUUCUGCACUUGAUGUCGCCUUAAAUGAACAUAGCUUUCUGUUUACUCCCUUGUUUAUGCCUGGAUGUAAUUUCAUCAGCGUGCUGCAGUCAAGCAUUCUGUGGCAGAUGAAGAAAGGAAGUAUGGAUCAGUGCAGAAGCUGUAAAUUUGCAACUGAACCCAAAGGGUGACACGGAAAACCUCAUCAUAGGCAGUGCGUUAAAGCUGUAGUCAUAUAGUGCUGUGCUGAAUAAAGUCUAAAGGCUGCUCAGUAUGCCUACAGGGGGUAUGUGCAUUUUUCCAUUGCAGAUAGGAAUGGGGAAGACUCCUCCAAUUUUGUGGCCCAGUCUCAAGCAUCCAGUAUGUGUGUGUCCGGUUUAUUAAUGAUUGUCUCCUGGGAUGGUAAGCCUACCCUGCUGAUCGUGUGUUAGCAGAAAUUCAUCAGAUGAUACAGUACUUCCCCAAGUAAUGCCCUGCUUUGCUUGGGUUCUGUUUCUUGUUUGGGUCUUUGCUCCAGCAUGUCCACAUUAGGGUGAAAACAACUUCCUAAGCCAGCACACAGGGACCGUGGCACAAAGGGCAGCUCUGACACCAAGGACUUGUCCAGCUGUCCAGGUGCUUGGAGCUGCAAGCUCACUCACUGCUGCCCUGUGGUUUGUGGCUCCCACAGUCACUCAGAUGGAGAGGCAGGACAGAUCCUUCUCAGGGGGAGCAGGCCCUCUGCUGGAUUUGUGGGAAGAGAAGCAGCUGGGAACAGCCUUUGCUGCCCGUGACAGGCAUGCAGCCCUCCCACCCAGGCGGGCUCUUUCCUCGGAGAGACAUUGCCAAAUGUUCCAGAGCAUCUGGGAGUCAGCCUUCAUGACUAGAGAGCAGAGACAGGCCUCCCUAGAACUGAAGGCUGAAUGUUGAUGGAAGUAGUUAGUGUUUCUUGCAAUUAAACAUUCUUAUUUUCUGUGUGUGUAUGUGAACAUACUUAUGUGUAUGUAUGUAUCUACACAUGCAUAUGUCUGCGUGUGUGUACAGGCAUAAUGCUAGAGCAAUCUGCUGGAAGCAGUACUGCGUCCUUCCGGUUUUCAGGUCUUGUCUGGACACUUCUAAACAGUGCUUGGGUUGCUGUAAAUAAUCUUGUUAGAAGUGGUUUUCUUUUAUCCCAUAUGCUCUAAUAUAUAAAAAUCUCAUUGAAUUUCUCAUGCAAUCAUUCAUAUUGAUUAUUCACUUAACAUAAAUCAUUGCAGCUCCUACACACUAUUAGUUUGUGUGGUGUGCAUAUAGGGCUUUCUCAGCUUCCUGACCCCUUUACAAAUAUAGUAAAGCACAUGGGAGCUUACUAGUGAAACUUGAAAAUGCUGAACUGUUUCAGUUAGGAAGCUAAUAUUUACUGUUUUCUCUGUUUCAAUUCUGUGAUCGUGUUUUACUUCUGCCAUAGGACUUUUAGCCAGUGUUUUAGCAUAGUUUAUGUAGGCUCCAAAAUCCUUUGUCAGCGAAUACAUUUAAAUAUUUUUUUUAUGUUACAGCUUCCAAAACUUACCAUAGAUGGUUUCUGUGAAAGAUAAUAUGCUAUAGUCACUAGCCUUUAUUAUGAUCUCUCAAAUAUUUUUUCUGAAUUUUAAUGAUCUAACUUUUUGCCUAGAUCUUUCAGUGAAAGGAUUCAUAUAUUCUUGCCUCAUAUUUGCUCUUCAUAAUUAAGAUGCAACCUAAAGAGUAGAUUAGGUUCCAAAUCUUGAACUACUUUGUGUGUGUGGUACAUCUGAGCAAUCUGUGUCCUUCUAUUUUUAUACUGUUUGCAUCAAUAGUGAUGGCUGCUGCUUCACUAUGUGCAUCAUCUUUAAACAUAAUUAGCUUUACAGUUGCCAUUCAAUGGCUUUUCAGCUCAUGUGCUGCAGAUCAGGGAACAGAGUGGACAGGGCAAUCAGGAUCAAGCAGCUGAAGAAAUGAAUAUAAUUUCAUUUCUGUAGUCUCCUUGUCAGGCCAUCUUCAGAAUCUUUUUUGGUUUACGAUUCUUUGCUUACAGGCUUGCGCUCUGAUUAAUAUUUUAUGCUAAUUUUCUCUUUCAAAAAAAAUGCUCAUUGUUAAUAUCCUGGCUGGAUGCUAUUAAUUAAUAUUCUGAGAAAUCUAGUUGUACUUUAGUCAUCUGCAUCCUUGGCAUUUGCUUACAUGUUGUGAUUGUAUUUUGUGAAUUGCUGAUGCAGUAUAGAGCUGUAGGCAACCAUAUUUGUUCCAAGGUGUGUCAUUUAGAAUGUGUGACUUAGGCUAAUCUUAUUUCCCUGAUUGCCACAUUUGUGGAGACAUUCAGAGCCUGUAGAAUUUGGCCUCAUGCUAAGGCUUGUAGAAGUUGCCAGUGGAAAAAUAUCAAUGUUUACCCAGUUCUUGUGCUCUCUCGAGGUGCUGCAGUCUCCCUCUCUAACAUACAUGUAUAUUUACAUAUAGAUAUAUGAUAAAAGAGUGGAAAUUAGAAAGCUUUAUGCCUAUGUGUAAAAACUUUUCAUUGUUAAACAAUCAAGAUAUGUUUCACUGCCUCUUUGGGUCAUUAACCUGUUCCUGUUUUUCUAAUCUCCUUUGUCUGGAUAGCUAUGUCCUGCUUUAUUUCUUUCACCCUGAUGAGUACAGGACUAGAGUACAAGAUCAGUAUCUGUACCUUACUGGUUUUAUUUUCUUGCAGCAUUGGACAGUAAGUGAGCAGAGGCAUUUUUCCUGCAGGUCACAUUCCUUUAGCUUUUUUGCAUUUUCCUCAGAGAUGCAAAUAUUUUCUGUGAUGUCCCCAGCAUAGCACUCUUGAUGAUGCUUCUCUUAGUAUUGUUUCUCUGAGCUGCUUCUGUGGCUGCAUACUGGCAGUAACUUUUAGUGUGGCUUUUUUUUUCCCUCAGAAUUGUUGCAUUGGAAUAAUUAUACUGCCCAUUUUAAUACCUAGAUAGUCCUGUGAUAAUUAAUACUGCUUGGACUGAGGAUAGUGAGGAGCUGGUAGAGGUUUCUGCUGCUGUACCCUGAAUACAGCUAGAGAAUGUGGUGUUCUCUCUGUGCAUAAAGAAGACUGUUUUAUGGGAGACAAAAAGUUACCAGAUCUCUGUGCCACACAGAAAUAAAAGCCUAGUCUUUGGUGAUACUGAUGUAGGAAGGAAACAAACCUCUGAUGAACAAAAGAAAAAAAAAGUGGUAGGGAUGAGGAGAUAAUAUUCUGAAUGAAAACUAGGAUAGGAUAAAUGAAACAAAAAUGGUAUCUCCACAGACAAGUUGUUUUUCUGUGGGGUGUCAGUUCCCUGCCUUCUCCUCCUGUAUCCCAUUCCUGUUUCUGUCAAGAUGUUGAGGUUAUACUUUUGCCUCCAGCUGAGGAGAACUGGGCAUGAUUCCAGUGUUAGCUGGAGUCAGGCUUUUUCCUUCUUCACGCCUCUCUCUGAAUUAAAGUGUACAUGCAUCCUUAAAGUCCUGCAUAAGGUGGAUAACCUUUAGGAUUAGUGUUGUUGCAAAGACCGCCUUAUUUAUUAGUGUAACUUAGUUGGUGUUUUCUGACUCACACACUGAAGGCAUGAAAUGUUACUGACAAACUUCCAUGGAAGACACGAAUUUAUUUAUAGUAAAGCGAGUUCUCUUACCAAAAGUAAAGCCUUACAUAUUUUGAACUGAAAGAACAUUGAACAUAUUCUCUCACUCCAAUGAUUAUUGACUAACUUGGUAAUUAUGGGAAUAUAAGUGAAUGAGAGAUUCUAUUAGGUUUUUUUUUCUUUUCUAUUUGUUUUUUUUUCUUUUCUUAUGAAUGUGGGGUUUUUUGUAUUGAGAAUUUUAGAAAAUCUGAAUCCUUAUGUGUGAUGGAAGAAGACGUUACUGUUUUAAAGCAGCUGCUUAGCAACACUGCUUGGCUGUUUCACAAUCAGCCAGCUCUUCCCACACACUGCAGUGAGAUGUACGUCAUUUCACGGUGACUUGCAUUCCUGCUUUUCUUUUGAGUUUGUCUUAGAUCUUAAAGAAAAUGAAAUAAUAAGAGCUGGAAAAAAGAACAGGAACUUUUGGUGUCUUAACUUUUUUAUAAUAGGAUGAUUAAUGCUUUAAUAUCCUUUUGCAAUAACCAUGUUCCAGAGGUUCCGGCUAAGAAAACCUGGGUGAAGCCCAAGAGCUAAUUCAAACCACUUGGGAAACCCCCCUGACAAUCCCCCUCAGCUGGGUCCCAGCAUUUGAUGUAGAGCUGGGGCAAAUUCCCACAUGAGCCUCCACUGCCCAGAUUUCUAAAAUUUUCAGUAGCAGAAAAGGUUGCAUUUGGUAAGAAUGAAUGCUGGUGGAGAUAACCAGUGAAUUGACCAAGCUGUCUGCAGCACCACAGGAAUCAGAGGAAGUAAAUACAGGAACCUGAAUCUUGAGUUUGAGAUUGAAGUCACCAAACCACUCUACCGACUGGCAACUACUGAAUGCUUUUGCUGUAUUUAGCGCUUAAAUGCAGAUUACAAAGCUGUCUCUCAGUCAGUGUGAGUGAAGCACAGAUAAGGUGAUAAGACCCUUUACACUUCUUGUGUUCUAUCAUGGGGUCUAAGAUUGAAAUAUUUUUUCAUCAUGGCUAAAUCUUACUGUUGUGAUACUAACUUCUAAAUUUUUUUCAGUUCUAAAUUUUUUUCUAAACUUCUAAAUUUUUUUCAGUUCAUGUAACAGUGUAAUAAAACACUCUACAAACCGUUUUCAAUCUAUGCAUUUCCUGAGAAAAUAUUAAGCUAAGAUUUCAAGGUGAUAUACUGGUCUGAAUUGUUGAUUGUUCCUACUCAAAAUAUUCAAUAUCAAGAGUAUCACUCAAAAUAGUAAUUGAAUAAUACUCAUUGCAAAUCUUCUAAUUUAAGUAUAAACAACAUUUAAUUUAGUACAAUUUUUUUUUAUGGAUUCACUUGUACUGGGAGCAAACCAGCUUUUUAAGAGGUUGGAGUACAAUUUAGUCUUGUGACUUGAAAGUUGAGGGCAGUCAGUGCUGUAAAUUCAGGCUUUUAACAGGCAGUGAGGGAAGAGUAUCUGAUAAAGUCAACCUAACUGAUUAUGGAGGAUGUGCUGCUUUAGUACAGUGUUCUGCAUACAGAGAAGAAACUUCUCAUCGUACUCUUGGGAGCAGACCAAGUGUGUCCAGCAUUUUCUAUCAUGUACUUUAUUAUCUAGAAAUUAGCAUGUUCUCUGACCUGCUAGGUAAAGAUGAUAAUUUUCACAAGACAAGAAGAGGAAACAGGAUAAGAAAAAACUUGAUUGUUUAAAUGUUUCCUUUCAGUCUGCAGAUGAAACUAAAGUGGAAUGAGUAUCUUUAAAAAGGAUGAAAAUGUGGGUUUCUGCAAUGUGACAAGUAUAGUAUGUGGUUUUGUGUUUGUGUGGAAAAGUAAUUUAGUACAAGGCUUCAUAUCCAAAUUUGUAGAAGUGAUUUAUUCAACUGAAAUAUCCUUUCAGAAGAGAUAAAAAUAGCAUUGCAUUUUCACAUGAACAUUUAUUUGUUGAAAUGAUACCAUACCAAAAAUCUUUUCCACUGUUCUGUUUGAUAAACUGAAAUGGGAUGUUACCUGUAAUUGGAUGAAUCAUCAACUGUGGGAAUUGGCAUUAAUUUCUUUUGUUGUGACAAGUGAUACUGGUGUGAGAGAGGUCUCAAGAAGAAUACCAAAUACUUCUAAGUUGUUAGUCAUUGAAACGUAAUAAUGGUGGGGGUAACUAGGGAUUGUGAAACAGUAUGAGACUUACCUUGUUUAAAAUUUAACUUCAAUUAACCAGUGUAAAAUACUUAAACUAAUAAAAUGAACUCUGGUUAUAUUUCUGUUGGAAAAAGCCAAUUACUUUCUACCAAUAACUAUGUAUACUUUGGGACAGAAAUAAUAUUUAGAGUUCCUGAGGUACUUGGUAUACUGAGGUCACAUAUUGCUUCUCAAAUGAUUUAGCCAAAAAGGGCAAUACUAAAGUUUUAGGGAUGUGGUGCUUCUUCCUGGACUUGGUUCUCCAGUAUUAUUAAAACAUGCUGAAUGACUAAAUCAACCUUGUUUUAAGUUACACAGCUGUUAAUAUUUGCUUUUCUCUCCUGUGAGUCGGAGUAUAUAUCUAGAAGACCUUAAGGUGCUUGCUGCUAUGGUUGCCUUUGCUACAUUCUCUUCUUUCCUCUCCUUCAGUGACAUGUAAUCUUCUGUUGUCAUUUGGAAAUCACACAUUGCUUAUCUUCAAUCCUGUAUUUUGCAGUGCUGCGGUGUUCAAAUGUUGGUGUAGUGGUGCUCUCUAUCUGGUGUGAGGCUUUGUGAUGUUUUCUUAGCUUCUGUAGAAAGGCUGACUAACACUAGGGUGAUAAUGAGGCUUUUUGCAACGUGUUAAUUAAAUUUUAUAAAUGCAUGUUGAGUAAAUCCAGUGGAACCGGUUUUUGAAGUAAAAUACAAACACUACACACUCAGACUUCCUCCAUAAACAAAUGAUUGUGAUUCAUCUUGCAGUGUUUCAUGAAUUGUACGUUUCUUUCCUGGUUAGUUGUCUGUUCGAUGAACACAAGUUGGCUUGCACACUCUUAGUUUCAUGUUGCAUACAUUUCAUGUAUGUAACAGGUACUAAAAUGAUAUAUAAAACACUUUUCUAUUUUUGUUUCUUCUUUGAAGAUUCCUUUUAAGGCAAUACUGAGAUUCUCAAGAGUGAACAAUUUGUUAAACACGAGGGUGGAGUUGAUAAAACUGUACCGGCAGAGAUGCAUAUUUUCAUAUUUGGCACUGGUGUUCCCUACUUGAUGGCAAUCUACAAAUAUUUACAUACUGCAAAAGUAAAUGAGUUAUUGUGGUAGCUGUUGCUGUUUCUUGCUUUGACAGGAAGGAGUCCUGACUCUCCGUGUCAGAGUUCAGUCACAGACUAUACACACAUGUGUGGAGUGUUGCACACACAGCUUCUGCUAUAGCUGCCAUUUUGUCAUCUUGGAUGAAGUCUGUUCAGAUCUCCUUCUCCUUUUUUUGUUCCUGCUUAUUGUGCUUUAGAGUAUUAACUGCUAGUUAGAAAGGAGCACUUCCAUUUGUCAUUUAUUUUUCAGGGUCAAUGUUUCAGCAGUUUUUUCUUUGAACUGCCUAUGUGUUGUCCUUAGGACUUGUUUUGUACAGAGCAUGCAAGAUCUCAUGUGUGUCACACUGAGAGAUCAGGGGGCGCUAUGCAAGGUGGUCAGCGUUGUGCCAGGUACUGCACAGAUUGAACUCAGGGCAGGGAAGGGAUAUUCUGGGUUAGAGGAAGAUGGAUGUGCUGCCUGUGGCCCACUGAAGGUGUGUGUUUCUGUUCUGUGGAGCCAGAACACUGAAUGGUCUGGAGAGCUCUCCAUCCCUAAUGUUGGCCAGGAAAGGUCACCCAGGGCAUGAGGGAGCAGGUCGUAUUGAUGCACUAGAUCUGGGAGGAGGAGAGCUGAAGUUCUGUAUUUGCAGUGUGAUGUGGCUGGCCUGGUGGUCUAGGAACACUUCCUGCAUUUCAUUAAAUGCUAUAUAUGAAUUUGAUACUCUUAACAGGCACUAUAACAGCUGGAUGAGCUCUCUUGCAUAGUAAUAGUAUUGUUUUAAAGCAAGUGCCAGAUGUAGAGGCUUAUUGCCCACAGGCACUGAUCUGUUCAGCUGCUAAUAUCAGCUUUCUACUCUCUUGUUCUGUCUGCAGCAUGACUUUUCCCCUUGCUCCUUCAGAGGUUAUCCACCUCAGCAAACUGGUGCCUUGGCACUCUGAGGGCAUGUUGUGGUGCUGAUGGUCACAUUUAAGCUAUGGUUAGAUUUGCCCACCUUCCCUUCCCAUAAUAUCUGGAUUUACUUCUGUGCUGUGUCACAUCCAUAGAAAUCUUCCCUGAGCUGGUUGGAAAGAUCACUGUGCUUCUGAGAUGUUCAUAACAAAUCUGCAAAUUGUUGGAUGGGCUGUGAGUUUAACAGGAUGGGUGCUCAUUAGAGGUUUCAAAUUAAAAUGCUGACAAGCUGGAGCUGCUGCAUUGCACCUGUUGUGUUGGUGUUGCUGCUGUUGCAGCUGCUGCCUCUGUCUGUGCUGCUUGCUGCAAAGUGUGCAUCUCUUUAGGAGCUGAAGUUCCGGAGAACCGAACUGUGAACACUUUGGAGCAGUGAAUUGCCUUUCUGAAGUAUAACAACUACCAAUGAUAAUGGUCCACCAGGCCUUUGGAGCAUUACUACUGCAUGUUUAAUAAAUUAUAAACGAAAUAUAUUUUAGGGGAAUACCAAUAAUUUAAAGUUUCUGCUGCUUACUACAGGGGAUUCAGGGUUAUCUGUUUGGGUCCAUUUUCAGAUGUGUUGAAAGAACCAUUUACAUUUGCAGUCUAAAGAAGAGAGCCUUUUGCACCAAUGAAUGAUGCUUUCUUUCAUCGUAUUGUUCUCACUACAGUGCUUAAGCAAAAACCAUGUCAGAAGCAUUUCAUAGUUUAAAGGUUUGCAGGUUUCUGAUUCCUAUACUACCCUUAAAAUUUUUCACUCUUUCUAGCAUUUCCUGUGAUCCACAGGAAAGAUUAAAUGUAUUGGCAUAGAGAAACUUGUAGUGUAUUCUGUAGAUUUAUUUUGAACCCGUUUUCCAUCAGGCUUUUCUGUUUUAAUGUUCCCACCUGGAACAACAGUGCUAACGAACAUUGCCUUUUUUUAAAACACCUGUAAAAGCUGUCAGAUUUUAUUUUUGUGAGUGAUGGCUGUACAUGUACAAAAGCACAGUCACUGCCCAACAUGUUGGCGGUCUAAAUAAAACAAGAAGCAAACCAGAAGGGGUGGAGAAGAGGGGCCAUACAUACUUGUUUAUUUUUAGACAAGACUCAAUAGAUGGGUUUGGUGUAUUUUUUCAGGAUUAGAUUAGUGGUUGCUUUUUGGUGGUGGUGGUUGUCUUUUACAGGUUUGUAGUUUUGACCUGAGAUGUGCCUUUGUUUAGAACCAAUUCGACAUCCUUCAAGCAGCGAGAUAUCCAGACAAAAAGGAAUUUCAUCUAGUCCUUCUUUUGAGGAAAACGUAACAAGAAAAGAGCAGAGUGCAGGCAUACAGCAGAUCUUGUGCUGAAUGCCAGUUAGGAACAUCAUACCCUUAACAUGAAAUUGGGGGAUAUAAGCAGGACGUUGGCUGCAAGCUGUGAAAACUCUGAUGACUUUGAUGAGCUUGUGGUGAGUAACAAUGAUGUUGUGCUCAGAAAUAUCGCUGAAGAUUUGCGGAAUCGUUUACCCAUCGAGGCAAUGUUCACUUCAGAACAUCAGGCUGUUCAGAAAAUACACCAGCAUCCACUGCCCAUGAUUCAUGUUGAUGCAUUCCUUUAUGAUGAUGAUGUUGUUGAUUCAUUGUGUGAGGAGGGGAAAAUGAGUAGGAGCUACUGCACAGAGUGUGGCUCAUACAAAACUGCAUCUUUAGAGUUUAUUUCGCAUUCCUUUUCCCUCAUGGAACUGAAGUUUCUUUAUCACCAUGUACUGCCUGACCUGACAGGAAAGGUAGUGGUUGACGUUGGCUCCAGGCUUGGUGCAGUGCUAUUUGCGGGUUAUCUUUAUAGCUCAGCUUCCCAGCUGUAUGGAGUAGAAAUGAAUGCAGACUUUUGCCAGUUGCAAGAAAUUAUGAUUACAAAGUACGAGUUCAUUGACAGAGUAAAGGUGGUUCAUGCAGACAUCUGUACUCAGCCCUCACUUCUGCAGAAGGCUGAUGUUGUUGUAAUGAAUAAUGUCUUUGAAUAUUUUCUUGACAGACAGGAACAGGCCAGAGCUUGGGAAUUUAUUGCUUGUAAUGUAAGGAAAAGAGGGUCCUUGUUAGUGACAGUUCCAAGUCUUGAGGAAUCACUUUCAAAGCUCCAGACAGAUGUACAGCUCAGUCAAUGGGUUGAAGAGGUGCAGCUGAACUAUGAUGUGUAUAUGGAAAAGGAUGUUGACAGAGAAGCGCUCGAACAGAUUCAUUUAUACAAGAUUCUCUAGUGCCUGGAAAAAUUUACUAGUAUUCUUAUAUAUUUUGGGCCUAAAAUGAACUUGGAUUGAUUUGUGUGAAUAAAUCAGGUCAAAAUUAAUACUGUGGUUAAUUUGAGUGAUAUAUGUGGUUUUUAAUUAAAAAGAGUCUUUUGAAACAGGUUUUCUUACUGAGGCAUUUUGUCUCAACAGGCUAUUUUGACUUUUAAUUUAGGUGAUAGCCUCAUGGUUUAUUUUUUGCAUAAAUGUUAAAAACAGCAUCUAUAUAGCAACACUAAAAGAACUUUUGGUCAUCAGUAGUAUUAUGCACUGCCAAUAUUUGCUAAAUACAUCAAACCUAAGAACAGUGAAUCCUUAUUGAUGUGGAUGAUAAGAAUGCAUUUAGCGUAAUGUUACAUAAAAGCUGUAGUGCUGUUUCAUUUUGAUAUAAAGCAUUUUUUCUUAUCAGUAACAAUAUUUAUUAACAGCAUUAUCUUUGGUGUUCCUCCUGUGGAAUUUUUAGGUUUUCUCUCCAGGUUCUGCUUGAUAACCAGAUUAUCUACAGGCAUAUGUUAUGAGGGAGGCAAGUUCAUCCGUUUAGUUAGUUGUCCUUAAGGUGGGUAUUAAUAUAAAAUAGUGAAGGACACCGAGGAGCCAUGGAGAAUUAAUACAGCAAAUCCAGGAUGAUGGAACUCUUUUCCUGCACUUCUUCUGUGGAUGGUAGGAGGUGUAAUAAGGGGUUAAGAAGCUGAAAAUUCUGAACAGGUGUCAUGGCUUAGCAGAGGCUUGGUGGUGGCGUAAAACAGUGGAAAUUCGUAACAGAGCCUCCUCAGAGAGAAAAGAUCCACAUACGCCCACCACAUUUAUAUUUAGAUUUUACGUUCUAAGGAUGUAAAGCUUUUAGUCAGCUGAAGAAUGUUUUGGGUUUUAGCAAACAUUAACAAUCCCAAGUGCAAAAAUACUAUCUUCAGGAGUUUUGGACUAAGCAUGUUGUGAAUUUAGAAGCAUUGUUAAAAAGUUUGCUGCACAACUUAUGUCUAGUGUAAAUGGGAAAACAUUAAAUUGGAUUUCAGUCUUCAAAUGAUGUACAGGUCCGUGACUUUGAUAGUAUGUGCUGUAAGCAAAAAGGAUCAGUGGCCUUUAGGCACUCACCAACUCUGUAAAUAAAUGGGACUGUAGAAAGGAUAGUGAGUUUUAAGAAGUCUUACUUUCAUGUCCUGUUCAGAGUGGCAGAGGAUGUUUUAACUUGAGUGAUGCUGAACCACUGCUCAAAUACUGUGUUGAAUCUAUUCUUCAUGUGUUUAAAAAUGUAAAAAGAUGGAAAGCUUUUCUUAAAACA